Molecule: messenger RNA, 1630 nt
Organism: Chiloscyllium plagiosum (whitespotted bambooshark)
Lineage: Eukaryota; Metazoa; Chordata; Chondrichthyes; Orectolobiformes; Hemiscylliidae
Source: RefSeq, a predicted model, not a curated record
CCCAGCAAUAUGCUCACAAAUCUAAACCACAGCAAAAAGUUCCCACAAACUCUCAACUCGGAGGAAAUACGUGAGGUCCCUAAACUCAGCUUCCAGCAGGAUCACAGAAUUCGUGCGGUGCAGAAGAAAGCCAUUCAGUCCAAUAUUGCUGCACUGGACGGUAGAACAAUGUCACGGCUCUCUCUGACCCGCUCCCCUGUGUCUCCUGUGGCAUCUCAAGGCAUCCCAUUGCCAGCACAGCUCACCAAGUCCAAUGCUCCUGUUCACAUCGAUGUUGGAGGGCACAUGUACACCAGCAGCUUAGCAACUUUAACCAAAUACACCGACUCUAGGUUUGUGGAUGACUCGAAAAUAGAUGGGAAGGCAAGUGGUGAGAAUGACACAAGCCUGAAAGAGGAAUUUCUCCCGGAAUUCUACCGCCUGGUGCCCGGGAAGGAGCUGAGGAAGAGCCGUGUGUAUGUUCCCGUGUUUGUUCUGCUGCAGGUUCUGGAGCGAUUGUUACACAAGGGAUUUCGGGUGGUUGCAUCCUGUGGUGGUGGUGUGGAUUCCUCACAAUUCAGUGAAUAUGUCUUAUACCGACAAGAAAAACAGCUACAGCUCACCCCGACACCAAUCCGAAUAAAACAAGAGCCCCUUGAUUAACAGGAGGGUAAUCCCAUCACCCCUCCCUUUCGAAGCUUUUAUUCUUUGUUUUUCUUUCUCUCUCUUUCUCCCCCCACUCCCUUUCCCUGACCCCCUCGUCUCCUGAUCUGAAUUUAGUUGUUGGACCCCAGGAAGAGCAUCUGUGAUAGAGACAUGUCCUUUGACCAGGAUAUUUCUCCAAUGAUUGGAUUAGCUGCAUUUCCAUCGGAAUUGGGUACACAAUCCUAACUCCUCCAAAGAGACUCUUCCAAAUGGUUUCGAGGCUGACGACGGUUGACUGGGGGAGAGAGAAGCAGCUGCCAAUUGGGCCAUUGGUAAUUUUGGGCACAUUAGUAGAAAUACUAUCCUUCAUGUGGGGGAAGACUGGGAGAGAGAGGGAGAGAGAGAGGGAGGCAUUGGUGCUGUGAUAAUCCAAAACCAGCACCAACACAACUUCAUCUCCAUUGGGUUCUUUUGACUUGUCCUGUCCUUCAGCUCAGGAUUUGGAGAGUGCCCCCCAAACAGGGAGCCAAGACCCUCUUCCCCAUUUCCCCCCCCCCCCUCCCCCAGACACAGUCAGUGCUGGGACACUCACUCCUAUAAAUUAGGAAUUUCUCUGAUAUUGGGUGACACUUCAACGAUGACUUCCUGUGGGGGAGUUCAUGAAGCAGCUGACAGCAGUGACAGUGAGUGAGUUGACUGGGACAGUGCAGAACAUCAUGCACUGCACUUCACUUCAGCACAUCAUUCGCACGCCCCCCCCCCCCCCCCAUUUAAAGGAAGCUGUCUUUUCCUAUCAGCGCCCGCGUCCCGUGAAAAAUCUCUUUGCCCCCAGUUCCAGUCCAGGAGCAGGAAGCUCACAUUGAAAUGCAGCGUACUCACAUUGGAAGCAGACACAGUUGAUUUUUUUUAAUUAUAAAUAAACUAAGAUGUUUACCUGCAACUUGUCAAUAACUUUUGGAUUAAUAAAUGUUUCAGACUUUCAGAGAGCAAUCAACAAAGUUCAUUC